AUGUUUUCCGGUGAUAAUGAACCACGUGACAACUACGCAAGUAUUAUAUUUGAACUUCAUAUACAGAAGCCCCUAAAUUACACUGGAAAACCAUUUAUCGAUAUUUCGGAUGACGGAAACCUCAUGAGUAACGAAGAAGAAGUUCUUUUUUCAGCUGGUUCACUGUGGUCCAUCGAAGAUGUUCGACGAGUAGAACACUUGUGGUAUGUACAACUUAGGAAUUGUACUGAUCGGGAUACUGCAUUAGACGCAGUUUUGGCUCGUCUAACAAAUGGAUAUACACUUAUGUCUAUUGGUGACUUAUUACGCGAGCUAGCACAAGGUGGAGCGUUUGAUGAUCUAGCCAAAAUGUAUGAUUGUUUAGCAUGUCUGGCUAACGAUCAUGGUGAAUAUGAACAAGCCAAAGAAUAUCGUCGCAAAGCAAUGGAAUUAAUUAAUCAAUGUAUUGGAAAAGAGGAAAUGAAAUGUGAACUCAAACGUAAGUGGGAUGAUGCCAUACAGCUAUGUGCUCAAAUGGAUGACAGGCUGAAAUCGAAACGGCAGCGUACUACCAGUGGCAGUAAAGUACCUACUUGA
Molecule: messenger RNA, 576 nt
Organism: Rotaria sp. Silwood1
Lineage: Eukaryota; Metazoa; Rotifera; Eurotatoria; Philodinida; Philodinidae
Source: the annotation of a GenBank genome assembly